Molecule: messenger RNA, 567 nt
Organism: Trichomonas vaginalis G3
Lineage: Eukaryota; Parabasalia; Trichomonadida; Trichomonadidae
Product: retrograde vesicle-mediated transport, Golgi to ER
Exons: 1
Coding region: 1-567 (188 amino acids)
Molecular function (GO): GTPase activity; GTP binding
Source: RefSeq, a predicted model, not a curated record
AUGAAUCGAGACGAAUUUAAAAUUAUAUUAUUAGGGGACACACAUGUAGACAAGACAUCUAUUGCAAUCAGACAGUCAGAAAACUUUUUUUCGCAUAGCUCAAAGCCAACAAUUGGUGCAAAUCAAUUAAUUUCCAAAGUCAAAGUAAAUAAUAGAGAGAUCGAGCUCGUGUUAUGGGACACUGCUGGACAAGAAGAAUUUAAUGCGCUCAUACCAAUGUAUUUAAGAAAUUCUAGCUGUGCAAUAAUAGUUUGCGCGGCCAAUAACCAACAAACAAUAUAUAAUAUUCCAAAAUGGUAUACAAUGCUUGAAGAAAUGACUGUAACUCCUCCGUGCAUAGUUGCAAUAAAUAAAGUUGAUCUAUUAGCAGAUCAAGUUCAAGAUGUCGAGAAUAUCCGACAAAAACUUGAAAAUAGAUACAAAAACAUUAUAUUUGUAUCAGCUCUUACCGGUUAUAAUAUUGGUCUCUUAUUUGAUACUGUUGCUCAGAAUUGUUUAAUGGAAAAGGUGCCAGAUACUAGCGAAUUUGCUGUUAUGCAAUCACAAAAGAGGAAUUCAUGCUGUUAA